CUGCCUCUUUGCAUCCGUCUGUCUGUCUGUCUCUGUGCCACGGAUAGGUUUGACAGUGAACUUUCCCAAGCCCACGAGGAGGCCCAGCGUGAGAAACUGGGGCGGGAAAAGUUGGGGCGAGAGAAGGACAUGCUCAUCGUGGAGGCGUUCAGCCUCAAGCAGCAGCUUGAGGAGAGGGACGCCCAGAUUGUGAGCUCCACGCAGAAGGUGCAGGCCCUGGAAGCGGAGCUGCAGGACCUGUCUUGCCAGGAGUCCAAAGACGAAGCCUCUCUGGCCAAAGUCCGGAAGCAGCUUCGGGACCUGGAGGCCAAGGCCAAGGACCAGGAGGAGGAGCUCGACGAGCAGGCGGGCACCAUCCAGAUGCUGGAGCAGGCCAAGCUCCGGCUGGAGAUGGAGAUGGAGAGACUGCGACAGACACAUUCGAAGGAAGUGGAGAGCCGCGAUGAGGAAAUGGAGGAGAUCAGGCAGUCAUGCCAGAAGAAGCUGAAGCAGAUCGAGCUGCAGCUCGAGGAGGCGUAUGAGGAGAAGCAGAAGGUGCUGCGAGAGAAACGGGAGCUGGAGAGCAAGCUGUCUACCGUCAGCGAUCAGGUCAACCAGCGGGAUUUUGAAACGGAGAAGCGGCUGCGGAAGGAUCUCAAGCGCACCAAGGCCCUCUUGGCCGAUGCUCAGGUCAUGCUGGACCACCUGAAGAACAACGCGCCCAGCAAGCGGGAGAUCGCACAGCUGAAGAACCAGCUGGAAGAGUCGGAGUUCACCUGCUCUGCAGCCGUCAAAGCGCGAAAAUCCAUGGAGGUGGAAAUCGAGGACUUGCAUCUGCAGAUUGAGGACCUUUCCAAGGCCAAGGGAGCGUUGGAAGAGCAGCUGAGCCGUUUGCAGAGGGAGAAGAACGAGGUGCAGAGUCGCUUGGAGGAGGAUCAAGAGGACAUGAACGAACUCAUGAAGAAGCACAAGGCGGCAGUUGCUCAGGCCUCGCGGGACCUGGGUCAGAUCAACGACCUCCAGUCACAGCUGGAGGAUGCCAAUAAGGAGAAGCAGGAGCUGCAGGAGAAGCUGCAAGGCCUCCAGAGCCAGCUGGAGUUCCUCGAACAAUCUAUGGUGGACAAAUCCUUAGUGAGCCGUCAAGAAGCCAAGAUACGUGAGCUGGAGACAAGACUGGAGUUUGAGAGGACCCAAGUGAAACGCCUCGAGAGCUUGGCUUCUCGAUUGAAGGAGAACAUGGAGAAGUUGACGGAAGAGCGUGAUCAGCGCGCGGCAGCAGAGAACCGAGAGAAGGAGCAGAACAAGCGUCUCCAGCGUCAGCUCCGGGACGGCAAAGAGGAGAUGGCUGAGCUGGCCAAAAAGGAGGCCGAGGCGACCCGGAAAAAGCACGAGCUGGAGAUGGAUCUGGAGAGUUUAGAAGCUGCUAACCAGAGCUUGCAGUCAGACCUGAAGCUGGCCUUCAAGCGGAUUGGGGACCUGCAGGCUGCCAUUGAAGAUGAGAUGGACAGUGAUGACAACGAGGAUCUCAUCAACAGUCUGCAGGACGUGGUGUCAAAGUACCAGAAGCGCAAGAAUAAGCUGUAAGGAUGAGCUGUUUUUCCGGGUUCCCAGUAAUACUAUAUCACGCCUAACCCCAAG
This is a messenger RNA of Python bivittatus (Burmese python), 1617 nucleotides long. The record is from RefSeq and is a predicted model, not a curated record. NCBI's taxonomy places the organism in Eukaryota, Metazoa, Chordata, Lepidosauria, Squamata, Pythonidae.